Meloidogyne enterolobii is the source of this 1426-nucleotide messenger RNA. Lineage: Eukaryota; Metazoa; Nematoda; Chromadorea; Rhabditida; Meloidogynidae. The record is from the annotation of a GenBank genome assembly.
AAUGGGAAAGAAGAGAAAUACAAAUAAAGUUACUUUGGCUGUGCCGUUAAGUGUAGCGGCGAUUGGAGGAGGGAAAGGUGGUGGAUCGAUUGGAGGUCCUGAUCCGAGUGAUACGAGUGAUUUGGAAUCUGUUUAUUCUGCGUCGGUGGUUGGUGAAGGUGCUGAUUCAGAUAACGAAAACGACUUUGCCAGUCUUGUUGACUCUUUUGGUGAUUUGGUAGAAAAUGCACAAGACAAAAGAAUAGAAACACGCCUUCGAGCAAUUGACAGUCUUUUACUUGUCUUAAACAAAAAUUGUAUUCCUGAAAGUGUCGAAAAAUGGCGUGGAACGCUAGCAGAAAUUAUUCUUGUUAACUUAAAAAGAACUUCUGAGGAAGCUACGCGUGUAUGUUCUUUGGCCGCUUUGUUGAGUUUACAAUUAGGGGUGGGAAUUGAAGAGGAUAUUUGUGAGAUUGUUAAUUUAAUGCGUCAAAUUUGUUCGGAUGUAAGUGCUUCUGAAGUUGUUCGUUCUUCUUGUGCUCAGGCUAUUGGACUUUGUGUUUAUUUGAGUGUUGAGAGUCACAACGAUCGUUUGGAAUCAAUGCAAACACUUAAAAGUAUCUGGUCAGCAAUGAAACCUGCGGGUGUUGGUGGUACUUCUCUUUUUUCUUCUGCUUUAGCUUCUUGGUCUUUACUUUUAGAACGGUUUGAUUCUGAUUUUAUUUCAACCCAAAUUGGAGAAAUGCAACCGAGAAUUUGUUCUUUUUUGGAGUCUACAACAGUUGAGGCUCGUAUUUCAGCUGGAGAGUCAUUGAUGAUUUUACAUGAAAUUGGUGUUGAAAAUAUUGAUGAUGAAUUUCAAUUUAGCAACCAAAACUAUUUGAAACAAAUUCUCGGCAAUUUGGCAGCAGAUUCUUCAAAAAACCGAGCAAAAAGAGACAAAAAACUUCAAAAACUAACUUUUCGACAUAUUAAUGAUGUUAUUUGUAAUGAAAAACUUGAACAAUUAUCUAUUCGUUUUAAUAAACGGGAAACUUUGGAUAUACAAAAAUGUCAUCAAAAAUUAUUAUAUGAUUUACUUUGUCAAUUAUUGAAGAGCGAUUUAAAUGGACAUUUAACCAAAAAUUUAGUAUUGAGAGAACUUUUUGAUCUUGGGCCUGUUGUGUCGAUUGAAGAACCUGUGAAAAUGAGCAAGUCGCAAAAGAUUGAACGAGUUUGUGAUUUUAUUUUUUUAAUUGUAGGGGGCAUUAUAGGGAAUUUAUUUUUUAAUAGAUUUGUUCUUUAUUCUCACUCUCAUCCACUGAAAGUUGACACCCUAGUUGGUCUUCAAGUUCUUCGAAGGCCUUGGUCUUUUAAAAAAUCCUUUUUAAAAUUUUCUAAAUAUUUUUGGUUGAUAAUUAAUAAAAGACUAGGAGUCCCUAACUUUCAGCAACUCGAAACAGGUUGA